AUGCAAUAUUUGUUUCUUAUUAGUCUUUUAUUUUCUCCCAUUUCAAGUGUUUUCAGAUGUGAGUUUAUUGAUUUUUUUUUUUCAAAAAUCCGACUGAAAUUAAAAAAAUCUAACAAUUUUUGAGCAAAAAAUCUACAAAAAAAGUGUUUUUUUCAGAAAAAAAAAACAUUAUGAAAAAACUGUCUCUGCUUCUCUGUGUCUCCACACACAGAGCCACUAUCCGCAGUCCCGUUUGAAUGUCGGUUAGUGUGUUUAUUGGAAAAUGGGAAAGCGGAUGGUUUCUUCGCCAUGUUACUCAAAGUAAAUUGGACUUCCGACCAUUCGCAAGAAUGGUUGGGUAAAAAUUCAAGUUGACAACUUGAAUUUUUGGAUUAAAGCUUCUCCGGGGUAUCCGUAGGAGCAAUAGAAAUUGAAUCAACAGAAUGUAUUCGUCAUUCAUUAAUUUCCAGCUAACUUCAAUAGAAAACUUUUUUUAUUCCAGCAGGAUGUUUUUACAUCGUUCAACAUGAUUCAAUUCCCUCGAAAAAAUUAGGAUUGUUCAAAAAAUGUCUGAAUGAACAAAUUCGUCGAAAAUCCAUUGAUGUCGCACUGAAUGGAUGCUUCAACUUCAACACAAGUUUAUCAGAAAUCGAAAGCAGAGCCAUCAAAUGCGCAAUAUUUUCCCUAAAAGACACACACUUCGAAAAAAGUAUUUUAUGGGAGACUUAUGAAAAAUGUAGAACAUUUGCAAGAAAAACUAUAAUGAGUCAUUUUUCAGAGGAAUUGAUCAAAAAGCACGUAAAAUAA
Caenorhabditis angaria is the source of this 786-nucleotide messenger RNA. Lineage: Eukaryota; Metazoa; Nematoda; Chromadorea; Rhabditida; Rhabditidae. The record is from the annotation of a GenBank genome assembly.